AACACACACACACACCCGUGCUCACUCACACACACACACACACACACAUUCAUGCACACAGAGACUGAGCGCUGAGGAUGGAAACUGCGUGUGAGUAAAUCAGAGAGAAACACACACGCACACACACACGGGGAGCACGGAGGAGAUUUAAACCACUCUGCAGAAGCCUGGAUGCUAAAAGCUAGGCCUUGGCUCUAGAGGCUAACACACAGCUGCUAGCAUAGCCUAGCCUAGCUUAGCCUAUCUUCUCCUGAAGCCACUGUUGGAUUUCUCUCUUCACCGCAUCUUGCUGUGGACUUAAAACAUCCCUUGAAGGAAAUAUCUUAAAGGACUAUUCCAGGAUUCCUUCUCUCGCUCUCCGUGCGAUCGCUGACGGCUGCCCUCUGACCCCUCAGCACCGCUGGCUCAUCCUUCGGGCCAGAACCAUGUGAAGUUUUUCCAACGCACCUCCUGAGCGGACUGUAAGACUGUUACAGUAACACCAUCCCCCUUACCCCCACCCCCUCCCCCCCCCUCGACCUCUGGCGGGGGCAACUCGAACAUUCUCCCCGUUCCCAAUCCCAGUACACUAAAGGCCACAACCCUCGUGUUGAAACCCUCGGCUCGGGAGGACUCGCUCAGGGUUCGCCAUGAUGUUCCGGGACCAGGUGGGGAUUUUGACGGACUGGUUUAAGGGCUGGAACGAAUGCGAACAGACGGUGGCGCUGUUGUCGCUGCUCAAGAGGGUUUCGAGGACCCAAGCGCGAUUCCUUCACAUCUGCCUGGAGCACUCGCUAGCCGACUGCACCGAGAUACACUUACUGGAGGCGGAGGCCAACAACGCAGCCAUCGUCAGCCAGUGGCAGCAGGAGCCCAAAGAGAAGGCCGUGUCACUGCUGCUCUCACAUCUCCCCCUGCUGCAGCCACGUAACAGCGAGGCCAAAUGCGAGUACAUGAAGCUGCUGCAGCAGGUGCUGAGCCACACCAUCGAGAGCAGCCUGUUUGUAGAGGAGAGUCGUCAGCUCCUCUCCUACGCCCUCAUCCACCCGGCCACCACGCUCGACGACCGCAACAACCUCGCUCUGUGGCUUAACCACCUCGAGGAGCACCUGUCUGCCCGUCCGCCACCCGGACCCUACCACCACCACCACCAUCAUCACCACCACCACGCCCGACAGGGUUCAGAUGAAUGGACGGGACCGGCCGAGUCUCUGGAGGUGGCACAUGCCUGGCACGAUAAACCGCCGACCACGUGUAGCUCGCCUGCCGGCCAGAACGGGCACAUUGCUUUUCCCAGUCCAGGUGGAGUGCCCUCUCCGAUCAACAGCAACAGCACAGGACUCUCUGGUCAGGUACAGACGAGUUCAGCGGGGCGCACGAUGUCUCUCGUUCCUGCCAAUCAGCCGGGCUGCAGCUCUGAUUGGCUUGGCCAGGAUGAACUAGUUGGGCGCCAGGGUGCAACGGGGGCGGAGCAUGCCCCACUGUCUCCACAGGGCAGUGUAGCUUCAUCAGGCAGCGAGCAAACAGAGGAUCAAAGCAACAUACGGAACACGUUCCAGGAAGACGGCAGCGGCAUGAAAGGUAUGAAAGAUGUGCCAACAUGGCUAAAGAGUCUCCGUCUGCACAAGUAUGCUUCCCUAUUCUCCCAGAUGAGUUAUGAGGAGAUGAUGGUCCUUACUGAGCAGCACCUGGAGUCACAGAACGUGACCAAAGGCGCUCGGCACAAGAUCGCGCUGAGCAUCCAGAAGCUGAGGGAGCGCCAGAGCGUCCUCAAGUCACUCGAAAAGGACAUCCUCGAAGGCGGGAACGUCCGGAACGCCCUGCAGGAGCUUCAGCAGAUCAUCAUCACGCCCAUCAAAGCCUAUACCCCGCCCACUGCCGCCCAGAGAGAGGUGGAGCCUGGAGCCACACCCACCGACAAGGCAGCCAAUCCCGUGGAAGAGAAAGACGCGUCUGUAGAAGGCUUUCAGAGUCACAAUCCUCCCCCCGGUGACGGGGAGACUUCGGCCACGCCCAUCUCAGACGGAGACAUUCCCGGGCAGUUUACACGCGUGAUGGGGAAAGUGUGUACGCAGCUCCUGGUGUCGCGGCCGGACGAGGAGAACAUCAGCUGCUACCUGCAGCUUAUCGAGAAGUGUUCGACACAUGAGGCAUUCACAGAGACUCAGAAGAAGCGCUUGGCGUCUUGGAAGCAGCAGGUGCUGAAGCUGCUCCGCCUUUUCCCACGGAAAGCCAUGCUGGACAUGCCCGUGUACCGACAGAAAGGGUGGGCGUAUGGUUCGAACUCUUUGCCCACAGCGGGCUCUGUGGGUGGAAGCGUGUCUCGGCGAGGACAGAGACAGUUCCAGCUGCCCCCUCGCGGUGCCGCGCUCCCCAGCCGCAUGGGCAUCGUCACACACUCCCCACGACACACACUCGCCAACCAGCCGGCCCUCAGCGCACAAGGCAGACAGAACCUGUGGUUUGGGAAUCCUGGGGGGAGUAACAGCAUGCCGAGUCAGAGCCGGAGCUCCGUGCAGAGAACACACUCGCUUCCUGUACACACCUCUCCGCAAACCAUGCUACUGUUUCAGCAGCCAGAAUGCCCGGUUCCAGGGACUGACCUGGAGAUCAACCCCACGCUGGAGUCACUGUGCCUCAGUAUGACUGAACACGCCUUAGGAGAUGGAAUGGACAGAACGUCAACAAUAUGAAAAUAAAAAGGGAAAAAAAAAAAAGAAGUUGUUUCACGAUCUCACCCUUCACUUCACGCAUGUGCGGCCUGGAACGUGCAACCCGUGCUUAAAAAUAAAAUAAAACACAGACACACACACAGACACACACACGUCAAACAGUUCACUACAAAAAAAAAAAAAAACAGCGGGAAAACAAAGUGUACAUGUGCUCUUGAUAUUUUUCUACUUUAUUAUAGUGAGUUUAUUAUAAACGGAAUGCAGACGAUUAUAAUAUCGGAGGAAGUGGCGUGUGCGAGGACCGCCCGGCGUCCCGCUCGCAUCCCGGAGAGAGGAGACGAUGGAAGUCUCAAACUCGGGGUGGAGGAGCGAAAGCCGAAACGGCGCGACGAGCGAAUGAUCUGGUGCUGAUUUCAAGGGCUCAUGGCCUGUUCUGUUGUUUAUCCAGGAGUCGUUAAGUCGCAAACAGUGCGCGCGCACACAUAAUAAGACACACACACACACACACACACACGCACACAGGUUUGGUUCCUGAACCAACUGCAUGUUUGAGCUGCGUUCACAACUACUAUUUAUUGUCUCUCUCUUUCAACGAAUGAAUAAAUAAUAAAUAAAUAAAAUCACUAUUUAAAUAAGAACAACGCUGCCUGGGCAGCGCAGAAAAUAAAUUAAUUGUUUGAAAAAGAAAAAAAAGCAACAUAAGCCAGUUUUAAAAAUUUGGAUUUUUGUGAUUCUCUGCAUCUGAUUCUUCUCUGAAGUUUUAGUCUUUGUGAACGUGGCUUUGAUCUCCGGUUCCUUUUAAUCACUCACUGCCUUGUGAUGUCAUCACCGUGCGCCUCUCGACUUCCAGGCUCGAGAUUUAAAACAUUUGCUGCAAGUGUCAUCUCCUGUAAGCUGUUAAACCUCAAAACAAACAAAAAUAACAAAUAAAUGCUUGUUUGGUUUCCAA
Molecule: messenger RNA, 3600 nt
Organism: Clarias gariepinus (North African catfish)
Lineage: Eukaryota; Metazoa; Chordata; Actinopteri; Siluriformes; Clariidae
Product: protein Smaug homolog 2
Exons: 13
Coding region: 630-2672 (680 amino acids)
Biological process (GO): negative regulation of translation; nuclear-transcribed mRNA poly(A) tail shortening; regulation of mRNA stability
Cellular component (GO): P-body
Molecular function (GO): protein binding; translation repressor activity; mRNA binding
Source: RefSeq, a predicted model, not a curated record